GUUUCAAAUGUCACUGUGAAGCUUUGGAAUUUUCAUCACAUUUACCUGUGAGACUAGAGCAGGGCUUAAAGGUGAAUGCAGCCUGCAUCUCAGUUUACAUUGUCUUAGGAGCUAGUAGAAAGCAGCCAAGAUGAUGAAAAAUACCUUAAUGCGAAUUAAACUACCUAUAAUUUGCUUCAUAUGGGAAAUUGCUAUGAUCAUUCUAUUUGGAGUUUUUGUACGGUACAAGAAGGAAGCUGAUCCUCACUGGGCAGCAUUUUUGAAGCAAGAAAAUCUAACAAGUGACAUAGAAAAUGACUUUUACUUCAGAUAUCCAAGUUUUCAAGAUGUCCAUGUGAUGAUCUUUGUGGGAUUUGGUUUCCUAAUGACAUUUCUGCAGCGAUAUGGCUUCGGUGGUGUUGGGUUUAACUUUUUGCUGGCUGCCUUUGGAGUACAAUGGGCUAUUUUGAUGCAAGGCUGGUUGCACUCUUUUGAAGAGGGGAAGAUACUCAUUGGUGUAACAAACCUUAUCAAUGCUGACUUCUGCGUGGGUUCAGUUUGCAUCGCCUUCGGGGGAGUUCUGGGCAAAGUGAGCCCUGCUCAAGUGAUGAUCAUGACCUUGUUUCAAGUCACGCUCUUUUCAGUUAAUGAAUAUGUCCUCCUAAACCAGCUCCAAGUGAUUGAUGCAGGUGGAUCCAUGACUAUUCAUACAUUUGGGGCAUAUUUUGGUUUGACUGUAUGUUUUAUACUUAAUCGCCCACACUUGAGUGAAAAAAACAACAAGGAGGGUUCGGUGUAUCAUUCUGAUCUCUUCUCUAUGAUCGGAACACUAUUUUUAUGGAUGUUUUGGCCUAGCUUUAAUUCAGCUGUUUCCUACCAUGGAGAUGGCCAACACAGAGCUGCAAUUAACACCUACUGUUCUUUGGCUUCCUCCGUCUUAACAACUGUAGCCAUCUCCAGUCUAGUAGAUAAAAAAGGCAAACUUUCUAUGGUUCACAUUCAAAAUGCAACCCUGGCCGGAGGUGUGGCGGUCGGAACAGCAGGUGAAAUGAUGCUAACCCCGUAUGGAUCUCUUAUAGUUGGAUUUAUUUGCGGCAUUGUAUCCACUUUGGGAUUUAAAUACCUUACUCCUAUUUUGGCAUCAAAGAUGCGUAUCCAAGACACAUGUGGAAUACAUAACCUUCACGGCAUUCCAGGGAUCAUCGGGGGAAUAGUUGGUGCAGUCACAGCCGCAGCGGCCACUGAAGCUGUUUAUACUCCGACAGGACUGACAAAAAUGUUUCCACUCGUACCUAAGUUCAGAACACCAAGUAUGCAAGGAGGGUAUCAGGCGGCUGGCAUCUGUGUGUCCCUUGCUUUUGCCUUUGUGGGAGGCACUAUUGUGGGAAUUAUCUUAAGAUUGCCAUUUUGGGGAGAUCCUUCUGAUGAAAAUUGCUUUGAAGAUGCUAUAUACUGGGAGGUUCCCAAUGAGAUUGAUGAAGAAGAAGGUGCCAUGAACCAGACACCUCAUUACCCAGAAACUCUCAAAGAAGUUUGAAACAACUGAAUAUUCCAUUCAAUCCGAAUAACUGGUUCUGGUUUGUUAAACAAUUUGCAAUAAUUAUUUCCACAAACUGGAUUUAUGCAGGGUUAUAUCCAUUUAAAAUGUUUGUGCAAAAGGAACAGAGUCGGUAUUUAGUGAAUGCCUAUGAAUAUGAAUUCAAAGAAGAUUUGUUCCUGUGUGAUUCCUGUAGUGAUACAUGUACUGAACACCCCGUGAUCUCCCAUAUACCAUCGUCCACACUUAGGAUCCAUCAUCUGAUCAACAUUCCGUUUAAUAUACAGCUUAAACCAAAGCAACACAGCUAAGAAAAUUUGACUUUUAUUUCUGUUCUAUAGAAAGGGUGUUGCAUUAUAACAAUCUGGACUCUGGCGCUAUAUUUUCUGCUGAAUUUUUAUUUCUACAAAUUUGUACAUGUCAACUACUCUAACAGAACUGUGUGUUACUGGUAGCCAAGCAGUGAACUCUUCAUAUUUGUUUUAAAGUACACCUGUCACAUCGAGAACAUUUUACAGCAAUGAAAGAAGAAUAAACUGAAUGCAAUGAUUUUUUAAAACCGGUUUAACUGUUUUAUAAAGUGGUUUGGUAUUGGUGAUUUUUUUUUUUUUUUUUACAUCAAGAAAUUGACCUUUUAGAAAUUGUCUGCUAUGUGUGUAAUGGGGAAAUGAUUUUGGAUAAUUAUUAAUAUUGUAAUAGUGUUAAUCUAGGGCUCAUAGUAUUAUAUAUUAAUGUUGAUCUAUAUCUCUUUCUCAGUAGCAAAAAAUACUAUAUUAUGUCGGCAUGAUUAUUAAAGCACUUUAAUGCGUGUCACAUCCCUUCUACAAAACAUGAAGCUUCAAGAUACUGGAAACGUGUAUAAUAUAAAAUUUAUAUAAAAUAACUAAAAUGUGAAACUAUUAAUCCAUGGCAUAUAAACAUAUCCAAUAAAACAAAGUGUCAAAUUUUA
Molecule: messenger RNA, 2465 nt
Organism: Pelobates fuscus (common spadefoot toad)
Lineage: Eukaryota; Metazoa; Chordata; Amphibia; Anura; Pelobatidae
Gene: RHCG
Product: Rh family C glycoprotein
Exons: 10
Coding region: 131-1516 (461 amino acids)
Biological process (GO): ammonium homeostasis; ammonium transmembrane transport
Cellular component (GO): apical plasma membrane; plasma membrane; basolateral plasma membrane
Molecular function (GO): ammonium channel activity
Source: RefSeq, a predicted model, not a curated record